AUGUCGUGGCCGAGCUCCUAUCAACAACAACUCCCAUCAUCGGUUCCAGCUGGAUGGAACGAUCCACCUUCAAUUGGGCCAGGUGCAGCUUCAAGCCGACUUUCACGACACAAGCGACUUGUCGACCCGUCGAUAAAUGGCACCGGUCAGCAACAAUUCGGUGCAAGUCCCGGACAGCCAUACCAACAACAGACGAAUAGUGCCCCCGCUCAUCACUAUGGAUCCCCCGUUCCUGUGCAACAGGUUCACCAACAGCCUGGUCAAAACAUGCCGAUGCAACAACAACAACAACCGAUGGCUCAACAGGUUUUUCGGCUUACCCCGCAGCUGCCAGCGGGGAAUUCGGCAGCGCUUUCCCAAUGCAGGGUCUUCCAGCAAACAGUGGACACCCUCAUUACAAUUCUUCUGCUCCACAAAAUUUAUGAUUUCUACAAGCUCGCCAAUUUUCUUAUAGUCGUCACUCGUCAAUUCUUUAACAACUUCCUUUUCCUCAACUUUGUGAUAGAUAUGGGACCGACAACUCUUGGUGAUCAUCAGGUAACUACCGCUCAAACAAGUCAAUCUUCAUAUCGUCCCGUCUUUGAUGCUUUCAGCGUUAACAGAAAAGAAGGCAAAUCUGAUAUUUUUGGUACAAGAAACUCACUGACAACGCAAUCGUCCGAUGUUUCAACUGAAUGGAACGAAGCUGGUCAAUUUGAUACCCCACAGUCAACGCAAUCCACUCCAAUUUUGAAUCAAAAGAGUGCCUCGCUUCCGGAAAGGAGGGAUUCGAAACAAUCAUCUACAGCUCCUUCAACACCAACGCCUAGUAGUUCUUUGGAGCGACAACCGACGAGUCUAAUUUACUCGGCGCCCAACUGUAUUGCCGAGGGUGUGUUAAGAAGUUCGCUUGCAUCGAUUGAUUCUUUGAAUUAUCGCGCCCCUGUUAAGGCAGCCGGUGAUGUUUCACUUUCUGGAAAUCAAUGUGUUGCAUUUUUAACAAAAGCUUCAAUGCGAUUGCAUCCGGUAAAAUGUGAGGGUGUUCAACUGCGACUAGCUUCGUUAAAAGAGCAGGUCAUGAAUGAUGCGAUCACGGAUUCUUGUAUAAAGAAGUUAAAUUUCGUUGUUGAUGCUGUAGAUCGGGAACAAUAUGAAGAGGCUUGGAUAUUUUUUGAACAACUGCAACAAUGUUUUCCUACGGAAAUGGGAACAUGGGCACAUGGUCUUCGGCUACUCAUCUCUGAAUUGAAACGCUCUCCAUCAAGAACUGGCAGCGCUGGAAGCCAACGACUGCGAACGCAA
Molecule: messenger RNA, 1281 nt
Organism: Mesorhabditis belari
Lineage: Eukaryota; Metazoa; Nematoda; Chromadorea; Rhabditida; Rhabditidae
Source: the annotation of a GenBank genome assembly